CCGGCCUCGCGCACGGACACGCGCACGCGCACGGACACGCGCGCGCGCCUUUCAUCAAAGUCGCAGCGAGAGCCGCCACCACCACCGCGGAAGGAAAGCCGAGCCGCGCGGAACAACACCAACAACACCAACAACAACACCACCACCAACAACACGAUUGAGUCGUCCCCGGGUUGACGAGAGGCGCCCGGAGCCUCCACCCAGGGCCUCAUGGCUGAGCAUGGCGCGCAUCUCGCCUCGGCCGCCACGGCCCUGGACGGGGCCCCCUCCGUGUUCGAGGCCCUCGCCCAGGACGGGCUCGUGUCGGCAGUGAGGCCCGCGCUGGGGCACGCGUGCAAGGUGCUGGCCGAGUCCCGCCCGGCGCUCUUCGGUCAAGCGUGGCGCCGCUUCGACGAGCUCUAUCUGCUGCUGGACUUCCUGCUGCAGCGCCACAGCCUGCUGCGCAACUCCGCCUCCUUCUCGGAGAACUUCUACGACCUCAAGCGAGUCCCCGAGCGCCCGGGGGCGCCGGCCGGCUCGCGCCUGCCGCGCCGCGAGUUCUUCCUGUCGCUGGCGCUGCUGGUGGCAGCGCCGUACCUGCGGCUGAAGGUGGAGCGGCUGGUGGCGAGGAUCCGAGAGGAGAUGGACUGCGGCAUUCACCUGCCGGACUCGCGCAGCGUCAAGCUGUACCGCGCCUUCCUGGCCGCCUUCCCGUUUGUGCACAUGACCUGGGAGGGCGUGUGCCUCUGGCACCAGCUGAGCUACGCGCUGGGGCGCGGCCGCCACCACUCGCCGCUGCUUCGCUUCGCGGGCGUGCGUCUCGUCUGCCGCUCACCCCUCGACGGCGCCGGCCACGAGGACGGACCGCUGGCGCUGCCGCGACAUCACGGCGGUGUGCUCGGGGCGCUGGGGUCGCUGGCGUCGCACGCCGCCGUCAACAUCUCGGCCGCAUUCUCCGUCGCCGUCUUCUUCCUGCAGUUCCUCGAGAGUUUCUACGCGCUCCGCGACGUGGGGUCGAGUCUCCUAGGCGGCGGCGGCGGUGGUGGCGGCGGCGGUGGUGCGUCGUCGCUGCUGCUGCCCGACCUGCCGACGCCACCGCCGCCCAUUCACCUGCACGCAGAUGCGGAGCUGGGGGAUGGGCCGGCCGUGCCACCCGGCGUGUGCCCCCUUUGCCGACGGCGCCGCACCAACGACACGGCGCUGGCGACGUCAGGUGUGGUGCUGUGCUACCCGUGCGCGUACGGCUACGUGCGCGAGCACGGCCGCUGCCCCGUCACGGGCUACCCGACCAGGGCGCAGCACCUCGUGCGCCUCUACCCGCCCGAGCAGUGAGCACCGGGAGCCCAUUUCAUCCGACCCUGACCCGACCUGACCUCGGUUCACUACGGAGCGGAUGCCGAGAGGAAGCAGAAGGAGCAGAGGAGGGCGGCCGAGGAGCAACGUCGUGGCGAGGUGUUUCGGAGGCCACCGCUGGCCACGAAACCAAGGGAGUGAGUUCAGAAUCAGAAUCUUUGUUUAGACUGGAGGAAUCCGAUGAGCCACUAAGUUCUCUUUCACAGACGUCCGGGAGAGUGAACGUAAAUAGGGAGUGCAUGUAAGAAAAUAAAUGGGGGUAACUUCCCACUGGGAUGGGCCGGCCAUGACAGGUAACUUCCCCCACUGGUGAGUUACCUAUCAGCUCCAGCUCCCCCGGCAGCAGUCAGCUGGCGCUCCUGCCCUACCCCUGAUACUGUCCGUGCGACCUGACUUUACGUCACCCAACAUUGAAUCAACCUUGUCCUGGCGCAAACCGGCAUCCACCACAAGGCCGAGGGUUGGCAGCGCAUGGAUGGCCGAGUGUUCUGCAUAUUUUGUUGUGGGUCCGAUCACAGUGCAAUUCCAUACCUGUCAACCCACACGAUUUAUCCGUAUUCUUGUACAGGGAAAUUGAGUUUUCAGGUCCAUACGGCGGCGUACAGACGUUUCAAUACGGGCAACAAAAACAUUAUUUUGUCGAUUUGUGUUUCUCCCUCUUGUGAUGGCACUUUGAAGAAUGAACGUUGAGAUUUAUAAGGCCACGCGGUGACCGAUAAAGUCUGAAUUUGUCUGUAAUAAGGUUGGCGCUGAUAAGGGGUUGACAGGUAUGCAAUUCCGAUAGCUGCGCAGUAAUCAUGGUCAUCAUCGCCAUCAUUCCUUUACAGUCGAUUUAUUGAGCUAUCCCCCCAUCAUUCUGUUUAUAUCUCAAGAUCGAAAUGAAAAAAAGAGCAAUGCAAUUUUUUUUUUUCAAACUACAAGUUUGUGGUUUUUUUGAGAGGGCGUGAUCCGACCUGGAGAGCGAACAGUUGUGGAAACUCUAUGACGGGAGGUCACUCAGUUCUUCCCUCCAGGCGGUACUCACUUCAACAACCCUAGAGGGGACGAUGACGAUGAGCCGACGGAGUUUUGAACUCGCGACUUUCCCGUCUGCGAGUUGAUCCCACGGCGCCACCUGCUGUCAAGUGCAGUCAUUCGCCGGCUUGGAGCCACGUGGUGAAGGCGGGGAGGUUAAAGGUCCCACACACUCGGCCACUCCGCUGUCGUCCCGCCGACCGCCUUAAUUCUAGAUUUGAAGCUU
Molecule: messenger RNA, 2572 nt
Organism: Lethenteron reissneri (Far Eastern brook lamprey)
Lineage: Eukaryota; Metazoa; Chordata; Hyperoartia; Petromyzontiformes; Petromyzontidae
Gene: PEX12
Product: peroxisomal biogenesis factor 12
Biological process (GO): protein import into peroxisome matrix; protein monoubiquitination
Cellular component (GO): peroxisomal membrane; peroxisomal importomer complex
Molecular function (GO): protein binding; ubiquitin-protein transferase activity; zinc ion binding
Source: RefSeq, a predicted model, not a curated record